CUCAUCUUUCCUAUUCUCUCUCUACAACUUCAUCUCAAAGCAAAAAUAUACCUAAAAAGGGUUUCGUUUUCAUUUCGCACUCUCAAUUCUUCUCAUUUUUCUAAAAAUUAUUUCAAGAAAAUUGUAUAAUUGGCUUCAUUUCAGUUUCUUCUUUACAAAGAUAGUCGCUUUAUUAUCAGCCGUGGAAAAAAAUUAUUCUGGGUUUUUGUGAUCUGAGCUUUCGAUUUUGGAGAAAGGCUUUUAGUUGGUCUCCCUUUUACAUGGAGAAAAGUAACAUAGCAGUGGAAGAAAAUUCUCACACAAGUACUGAUAUCAAUACAUCUUUGUCGAAAUCCUUGGGAUCGCUCAUACAAAUUGAAUCAAUAUCUAUAGACCUUGAUAUUCCUAUGCCGAAGAAAGAGGAAGGGAACUGUCCACAUUUUUCAAUACGUGGAUAUGCUGCUGAGAUGAGAAAAAGGGAUAGGAAAAUUUGUUCUCCUUUUGCAUCGACCAGUGAUUGCAGUACUUCUGAGGAGCAACUUCCUCCUCUAGAUGUUCCUAAAUUUAGGUGGUGGCGAUGCAAAAAUUGCAUAAACGAGAUAGGCACAGAAAGUGCAGGAGAAGAGUGUGAGGUCCUUUCUUCAAGCUGCAGAAGUAGAUUGAACUCCGAAAACAUGGCUUCUACUAGUGCUAUGGCAAAUGUAUUUCCAGAGACAAAGCAGGAGUUAACUUCACGAAAAACUGACAGAAACAAAGCUAUUAUAUAUGGUUCUCCCAAUACCAGUAGUGGCUAUAACUUCUUAUGUAAACCAAACAAAGGAAGGUGCACUGUAGUUGAAGACAAAGCUAUUGCAGCUGGCAACAGAACUGGUUCCGGAAAUGUUAGAAAUGAGGAGAUCGGAUAUCCAAAUAUUGAGGUAGCAAUAUCUAAAGAACACUCAGGUCAAGAAAUAGGUUCAAAGAGCCCAGCUGCUAAUUAUCUCUCAAACAGCAGAAUACGAGUUGCAAUCUCUGACUCAACCUUGGCAGGGGAUAACAUUGUUCAUCAUGGAAAUCUCCACAUAAGUGCUGAUGAUGUAAGUGCUGAUAUUAGUCCAGAGAAAGAAAUGGGUUCUCCAAAUGAUGGACAGAGGAAAGCCUCAACGGCUUUCAAGCAAUCUGAUAUACCAGGUAGCAACGGUAAAGCUCUUGAAACUAGUAAGACGAAACUAAGUAGGAUACCUUCCCUUGAAUUGAGAGAUUAUGAUGAAACACCUUCAAGAUGUGACAUAAUUUUGGCUGAAAAAACACUGUGUGAUUUGCACCAUGAUAUUCCAAAUGAUCUACCACGUCGGAAAACUCGAAAGGUACGUCUCUUGGCUGAUAUAUUGGGUGGACAAGUCAAUUUGGAGACUAGGCAUGCCAAAGCAGAGCGUAGUUCAUCGAGUACCACGCCCACGGUGCCUUCUGAGCAAGAAAUAGUUGGUGCUUCUAAGUAUAAGGGAUCCUUUCAGAAGAAGAGGAAAUUAUCUCAAGAAGAAGACAGAAAUCUAUCGGAGAUGGGCAUACAAUGUAACGUGGCUAAAAAGGUCAGGUCCUCUCAUGGAGGAGCUGAGAGGAGUUCCAUGGCAAUCGAAAGUGAUGAUUUACGUUCAGAUGAGAAGGAAUCUGAUGGAGAAGGUAUACCGAGUGGUACCAAAAGUCUGCAUAUUAAGCAUAGAAAUGGAAAAAAUAAAAAGAAAAACAAGCAGCUUCGACCUGUCGAUGGAUAUUCUCCUGAAAUGCCCUGGAAGGAUACAACCAUGGAAGAUUGUGGUUCAAAGGGAUAUGGUGCUGCGAAUAGCCUCGUUCAUUCCGCGCAAUGUUAUCAGUCAUUGGUAGGAACCGAUAGAGACUCUGGUUUGUGUUGGAACAGUAGUAAGUUUCCUGAAGCUGGACGUGUUCCCUCAACUCUUAUGCAUCCAGACAAUAAUUCCCAGGGGGAAAGUUCAACCAGGAGGAAAAAUCUCGUACUUGUGACACCUGAUAUGGAAAUGGUGACCUCUCAGCCAGCGCAUGAAUUGUCUCAUAAAGUAAGGCUAGACCUGUCUUUGAACAGCUUCAGAGACUCUGACAAAUGUGCUGAGAAUGAUAUUACCCAAAAAAGAAAUAUGACAACCUGGCCGUUCAUUCUGCACAAGGGAAAUAAGAGUAACGAUCCUCGAGGGAAAGAUAAUACUCUUGUCGGACAGUCAAAUGUGACUGAUUCACAAUCUUCAAGGAAAGGAGUGAUUCAUGACCUCAACCAUGGAAUUUUCCAGACAUCAUCAAUGUGGCAAGGGAUCCAAAACUCUCCAAAUCUGCUUCAGAAGGGGAACCUUCAUGUUCCCGAUAUAAUGGAAAUGCCUCACCGGCGUAAUGGAGCCACUCUUAAUGAAUUUGUAGAGCAUUCAGAUGUAGUUAAGCAUCACAGAAAUCAACGCUCUGAGAAGGCUUUAGAACGGGGGUUAUCAGAUGAUAUACCAAUGGAAAUUGUGGAGCUAAUGGCGAAGAACCAGUACGAGAGGGGUCUUACUGAGACCAAAACCAAAUGCAUGAUUGAAAGAACUGAUGGUAUUGCAAGGCCAAGUUCUGAGAUAUGUGACAGUGAAGCAGUGACAUGGUCACGUCCUGGUUUAAUUAGUUUCCAUCCAUCUAAUGCAAAUACAAAGACCGAUGUUGGAGCAAGAAGCGGAAGCUCCCUCCAAUUCUCUCAUGUUAAGAGGAACCACCUCGGAAUGGCCCAGGUUGAAAGACUGCCGGUCAACCUGUUUGGUACCUUUCCACAAACUCAACAGGAAUUAUCUAAUGUAGGGCAAGGUUCUGCUUCCAUGAACAUCAGAUCCGGUUUGCAGCAUAGUGAGGAAGCAAACCCGGUAUGGUUUUCAAAUGUGCAGAACACACCAUUAGGACUUGGAAUUGCACAGAAAUCCAUUGGUCAGCCAAAUGAAAAAAUGAUUCAGAAAGGGAGGACUAUCAGCGACAUAAAGAGUGGUGAUGUGAGAAUGCAGAUUGAGCCUCAUCUUCUUUUAUCCAAAUCAGGAGGCAAUGCCGAUUUGAACGUGAAAAAUAUGGGGUCUUUAGAUCCUUAUAAUAAUGAGACAAUCCCAGCUAUGCAGUUACUCAGCCUUAUGGACCGAAGGAUGCCCUCAAGUCCUCCUUUCAAUCUGGAUAUAAACAAGCUCCGGGAGAAACCUUUUUCUCCAUGCAGUUAUCACCCGAGGUUUCAAAUGGAUGGUAAGCAGAGUAUUCUCAACGGAUCGUAUUUAUCACAUCAUCAGUUGAAGGAGUCUUCUGGGGUACACCCUGGUGGUUAUCAUGCAGAUCAAAUAUCUUUCAAGUCUCGAGGACAAGAGAAAUCAAGAAAUUUUCAUGCACCUCCGCGAUGUGGUGGAAGCAAAUCGGAGAGAUUUGUAUCUUCAAAUGGCCUGCUAAGCAUGAGUCGACAUUCUUGUCCUGAGAAGGACGAGCAAAACAAAAUCCUUGGCACAUCAAGUUCUCAGGUGCUUCCACUGCAGGAUCAUAAUGCUUCAAAAUUCUCUGACUUGGAGGGCCACAGUAAUGCUAGAGCUGUAUUUCCAAUCAACGGAAGUAACAUCUGCAGCCUUAACCGAAACCCUGCUGAAUUUAGUAUUCCAGAAGAAGGGAACCCCUUCACUAGGAGUGUAAAGGAUCCAAGAAUUGGGAAGAAGAUCUCAUCAAGAGAGAGAUCUCACAUUGUUGAUCUGAAUAAGCGAAAGCAGCGGAGAAUCACAAAGGAAAAAGAAGGGAGACUACUACCAUUAGGCCGUGCAUAGUGAGUUCCACAAAUUGUCUAUCUUUUUGCUGUGGAGACUCAAUUCUGCUGAAAGCAUACCUCCCAACUUAUACUCGGGUAUAUGGUUAAUGUUGGUUGGUUUCGCAGCAUAUAUUUUCGCUUACAAUACCAAUUAAAGUUUUCAGGUAAAUUAAUCUAUGAUAAUAAGAAAUGUAUCAAAAUGUUCAGAAACUUUGAAUAGAGUUAUACUCUGGACAUAAACUUGAACUGAUUCAAGAAACCGGAGCUCUUGAUUCCGGAUCUUGAUCCAGCUUGGAGGCAUGGUGAAUGUUAGAUAACUUGUGUGUUGUUGUGCUUCUUUUGUAUGUUGAACAGAGAAAACAUGAGAUAAAAUCAGCUUUGCUCUUCAAUAUUAAAAGGGUACCUUCUA
This is a messenger RNA of Nicotiana tabacum (common tobacco), 4163 nucleotides long. Its product is annotated as protein EMBRYONIC FLOWER 1. Gene Ontology annotation, biological process: negative regulation of flower development; negative regulation of DNA-templated transcription; shoot system development. The record is from RefSeq and is a predicted model, not a curated record. Lineage: Eukaryota; Viridiplantae; Streptophyta; Magnoliopsida; Solanales; Solanaceae.